AUGGAUCACGACGAGAUCUCUCAUGGCCACGAUGGUCGUGCCGAUAAUGAUACUGCUCGUGACGAGAAUCGCGAAGUGAGUCGCGACGAAGAAGAAAAAAUGCAACCCACCGAGCCCUUCGAAGAGAGAGAUAUUAAGGUUGGAUACAUGAAUGAGGCGGACAGGCAAAUUUACGAGAGUGGUAUUCAGAAGUUCAGUCGUCUGGGCUGGAAGCGCCUCACGGUUGUGCUUAUAGUUGAAGCGAUUGCGUUGGGGAGCUUGUCUAUUCCCUCCACCUUUGCGACUCUUGGCAUGGUUGCUGGUGUGAUCUGCACAGUCGGCCUUGGUCUGGUCGCGAUCUAUACCAGUUGGAUUAUUGGAAAGGUCAAGCUGGCGUUCCCUGAGGUUGCACACUAUGCCGAUGUGGGUCGAUUGAUGGGUGCACGUUUAGGAUGUCCUCGCUUUGGCUUCGAAUUAAUUAAUCUAAUGCUGGCCGUUCAAUUGCUUUUCCUUACUGGAUCUCACUGUCUGACUGGUACAAUUGCAUUCCUGAAUAUUACCAAAAGUGAUGUGUGUUCAGUGGUAUUCGGAGUCGUCUCUGCGGUGAUCCUGCUCCUACUCGCCGUUCCUCCUAGCUUCACCGAAAUGGCCGUGCUAGGCUAUAUCGACUUUGCAUCUAUCAUCAUCGCCAUUGGUAUUACCAUCAUUGCCACUGGCGUGGAUGCAAGCAAUGCUCCUGGCGGACUUGCGGCCGUGAAUUGGUCGGCAUGGCCCAAGGAAGGAAUCUCAUUCUAUGAAGCCUUUGUCUCGGUGACAAAUAUAGUUUUCGCCUAUAGCUUCGCGCUCUGCCAGUUCUCCUUUAUGGACGAAAUGCACACACCCCGGGACUAUGUUAAGUCUAUCUGGGCCUUGGGUAUCAUCGAAAUUGUUAUCUAUACCCUUACCGGCGCUCUGAUCUACGCUUUCGUCGGCCAGGAUGUUCAGAGCCCUGCCCUGCUAUCAGCGGGUAGUCUGCUGAAGCGUGUUGCAUUUGGUAUUGCAUUGCCAGUGAUUUUCAUCAGUGGCUCCAUAAACACAGUCGUUUUCGGUCGUCUUGUUCAUGGCCGUAUUUUCGCCAACUCUCAACUCCGGUUUAUCAACACACCAAUGGGCUGGAUAACGUGGCUGGCGGUUAUCGCCGCUGGUACGGUUAUUGCUUUCAUUAUUGCUGAAGUGAUUCCCUUCUUCAAUGACCUGCUUUCGAUUUCAUCGUCGCUCUUCAUUUCUGGGUUCACCUUCUACUUUCCACCGAUGAUGUGGGUCCUGCUCCUUAAGAAGGGCAGCUGGAGAGAGCCCAAAAACAUCAUACUUGGGGUGGUCAACCUCUUUGUUUUCAUCAUCGGAAUCGUAACUCUGGCCGCGGGAACAUACGCUAGUAUUGCUGAUAUUAUCAGCAAAUAUGAUGCUGGCACUGUGCAUGGUGUCUUCACCUGUGGCUCACCGGAGUAG
This is a messenger RNA of Penicillium odoratum, 1467 nucleotides long. RefSeq lists its product as uncharacterized. Gene Ontology annotation, cellular component: vacuolar membrane. Gene Ontology annotation, molecular function: amino acid transmembrane transporter activity. The coding region runs from base 1 to 1467 and encodes 488 amino acids. The record is from RefSeq and is a predicted model, not a curated record. Lineage: Eukaryota; Fungi; Ascomycota; Eurotiomycetes; Eurotiales; Aspergillaceae. Gene Ontology annotation, biological process: amino acid transmembrane transport. The transcript has 2 exons.